UUUUUCUUUAACAAAAUGAAUAUAAACUCAUUAUCCGAUUUCAAAAUUCCCGAUGUUUGGGAGGUUAAGGUAGAGUUUUUAUAUUUUAAUGAAUGAGGCCUAACAGCAUAUAUUACUGUAAACAGGAUGCCAUCAAUAAAAUGAAAAGUGUGGUUUUGAAUUACACCGAAAUGGAGGCCAAAGUUCAUGAGGCUACUAACAAUGACCCCUGGGGUGCUUCUAGUACGCUUAUGCAAGAACUUGCUCAAGGAACUUAUAGUUACCAACAUUUCAAUGAAAUCAUGCCAACUGUUUACAGAAGAUUUACAGAAAAGGAGUCCAAACAGUGGAGACAAAUUUAUAAGGCAUUGGUACUUUUGGAAUAUCUUAUCAAAAACGGUUCUGAACGUGUAGUUGACGACGCUCGCUCUCAUGUAUCUAUGAUCAAAGUUAUGCGCAACUUUUACUAUAUUGAUGAUAAGGGAAAAGAUGAAGGAUUAAAUGUGCGUAACAGAGCAAAGGAAAUUGUCGAGUUAUUGAGCAGCACAGAUAAAAUUAGAACAGAGCGCAAAUUAGCGAAAAAGAACCGCAACAAGUACAUUGGUGUUGGUUCAGAUAGUGCACCUAGUAGCAGAUCUCUCGGAUUUGCUUCUACUGCUACAGGAGGAUCCAAAUACGUAGGCUUCGGAAGCGCAUCGCUAGGAGGUGGAAGCGGAGGAGGAUUAAGUUUCAAUGGCGACGCUAUGAGCUAUGGUGAAGCGGGAUAUCCCAAACAGAGCGGUAAAUAUGACCAAGAUGAUGAUGGUUUAUAUCAUAGUGAGGACGAAUCUUCGAAGAACAAAAACGAUCUUUUUGGUUCAGAGGAUGAAGAUGAUUUUGGUUCCAGUAGCAAAAAAGCGACAAAUGAUGAUGACUGGGGAGAUUUUGCUUGUGGUGGCCCAGUCGAAGAAACCAAACCGACUGUUUCCAAAGAUGACGAUUUUGCUGAUUUCCAGUUUGCGGUAGCAAGUAAACCUGACGCUCCCGCAUCGAAUAAGAGCCAUGAUUUGUUUGAUCUUUUGGGUGAUGACACUUCUCCAUCUCAACAAUUUGGCGGAUUUACAUCUCAACCUAUAAUUCCUUCGGCAAGCCAGCAACAACAGCAACAACAACAGCAACAACAACAAAACCAGCAGCAAAAACCCAUAGAGGAAAAAGCUAAAAGUAUCGAACCUAUUGCGCCCACAGGUAUGUGGGCUCAAGCAUCCAAUUUUGUUUCCUUAGACUCGUUAGGAAAGAAGUCCAACGGCAGUGGCCCUACUACUGGCCCUUCGAUGAACUCAUUAAAAUCCAGUAGUGUACAAUCGGACUGGAAUAAUUGGGCAAGUAAUAACCAACAGGCGCCACCACCACCAAAAACACCCAGCAAGACCUCUGCUUUUGAUGACCUUUUGUUCUAAUUCCCUAUCUCAUCUCUUGUAUUUUUUAUAAUAAAUAUUUAUUGUGUUACACUGUUAAAGCAAAA
Mucor mucedo is the source of this 1483-nucleotide messenger RNA. RefSeq lists its product as uncharacterized. The record is from RefSeq and is a predicted model, not a curated record. Gene Ontology annotation, biological process: endocytosis. Bases 93 to 1418 code for a protein of 441 amino acids. The transcript has 5 exons. Gene Ontology annotation, molecular function: phospholipid binding; clathrin binding. Gene Ontology annotation, cellular component: clathrin vesicle coat; plasma membrane; endosome. NCBI's taxonomy places the organism in Eukaryota, Fungi, Mucoromycota, Mucoromycetes, Mucorales, Mucoraceae.